Parnassius apollo (apollo) is the source of this 4317-nucleotide messenger RNA. Lineage: Eukaryota; Metazoa; Arthropoda; Insecta; Lepidoptera; Papilionidae. The record is from the annotation of a GenBank genome assembly.
AUGAUAACGUCCAGAAACAGAGUGCAAGCGAUUAAAAGUAAAUUCGAGAAUUUGAACAUCGAAAACGGACCUGUUGUAAGAAAGAAACCUGGCGCGAAACAGCUGUGUAUACAAAACGAGUCGGAAACUGAUAUAAGUUAUAAAGGAAAAAUAACAGAUCGCGAUGAAAUACCACUUAAAGAAAAAAGUAAUAACAUUGAUUCGGACUCUAGCGAAGAUAUAUCGCUUAAACCUAACCACAGCUAUUUGUACAGUGAAGUGAAACGUGCUAAUGGUGAUGUUAAGAAAAUUGUUACAAGGCAAACUAGUGACCCUGGUAAGAAGCUUCAUAGGAGUCACGCUUUCCGUUGUGAUAGGAGUCAGAAAAUCAAUGAUAGCCCUAAAAGACACGGAAGUUGCAAUGGUAGGUCUGAAACAAGUGAUUUUACAUUAAAGAUGGGUGAAAAGAAGCUCAGUAAGGAGAGGUUGAAGCGGCUAGGUAAUUUGUUGGAGGAUCAAAUGAGGAAAGAGAAUUUUAAAGUAAAUAAUAGUAGUGAAGUCCCAGUAGGAGAAAUCCAUGUUGUUAGUACUCCUUGUGAUUCAAUUCCAGAUUCUCAAGUUCCAAAACAUAUUUUGGAUCAGUAUGCCAAAGUUGUGAAGAAGAAAGAUACUGAUAGUAAGCAAGAUGCGAUGACGGAUAGUGGUGUUAGUUCUGAAACAGAAAAUUUGGAGGAGGAAAAGUGCAGUAAAAUAAAAAAACUUGUUUCUCAGUAUGAAAAGCCAAUCAUAACACAAGAUGUGCAUGAAGUUAAACCUAAUUCAGAAAACACAGCUUUGGACCAUACAGAUGAUAAAACUAACUUAGAUUCUAUGAAUGAUCUGUGUGCUUCCAGUGAGACUAUGAAACUUGAACGGAAGAAUCCACACUUAGUAUUAACAGAUACACUUAAGAAAGCACUUAAGCAGCCCUUACCACCUGGUCCUCCACCCAAAAAACCCCCGAGGAUAUUUGCCACUCCUAUAAAAGAAACCAAUUUAGUUCCUACACCUGAAUCUCCUGAAAAAGAAAGAAAAGACACAAAAAAAAUGAUAGAAAAACUUGAAAAGGUCUUACAAAAGAGAGAAGCUCAAAACCAACCCCCGAUUAAACACAUUUAUGAUGUAGCGGAGACAGAUUUAAGUAAGAAGAAGCCAAAAGAGAUACAUUAUUUGUGUACCGAGGUUUUAGAUAUAGCACAAAGGACAUUACUUCCAAAUCAAAAUGUGUUGGAUCCCUUAGCAAACUGUUUUACUUCUUUAAAUUGUGCCAUAGUAACUAACAAUUCUACAUUAAGUUUACCAUAUACAAGACUGAGUACAGGAUCUAAUUUCAAUCAUGACUCUACAAAAGAUUCUUCAUGCAGUAAGAACUGCUCAGAUUGCAGACCUCGUUUGAGCACAUUCUUUGAUGAGAAGCCUCAAAGUCUCUGCACCAAGUGUCAGUCCAAUGAAGGCUUCAAAUGUUACUUAAGUUGUAAGUGUAAAGCAGAUAACGAAAUAAGAGAAAACCAAGAUAAAUUUAAAAGCUACCUUACAAAUAAACAUAAAAUAGAUAGGUUGGAUUUUGCAGUGGACGAGGAACCUAUUUAUGAUGAACCAUUUAUAGAUGUCAGUGCAAAAAAUUCAAAUUUAAAACCAAAAACGAAUGAGUAUGGUACUCUGAGCAGUUGGAGGUAUAAGGAAAAUUGUAGCAAAAGUUUGGAAGACCUAAGGAUCGAAAGGACAGAGGAUAAGAAGAUUUACGAUAUUCCCUGUGAAAUAUCCCGACCCACCACUCCAGACUUCACAAGAUCUGCUACUAAAAUAGACUUUCAAAAACUCCGCCAGAAUUUCGAAAUUGGUUUUCGUGAUAGCGAAGCCAACGGGAACAACAAGAAACCAGAAACUGAAUAUCAUAUACCAAAUUAUAUCAGCGAGGCGAAGAAGAUAUUUGAUAGUGAAAAACCUGCAGUAGUACCAAAAUCGACACUUGUGAAUGCCAAAAAGGUAUGGAAGUCCACGGAAAAUGUGUCCGAGGAAUUUAAAACGGCGAAGAAGACGAUCGAGAAGCAGUUCUGCACGGACCGGAGGUACAGGAAAUUCGAGAAGAGUGAGCGCCGGUCAGGAACCAGGCUCAGCUUACUGAAGAAGGACAAUAGCCAGCUCGAUGUAGAUAGAGAAAAUCUGAACCGUUUGAUGACGGAGAUCUACGAGACGGUAUCAGCCGCCUGCAACAUGGACGAUAACCGGCCGGGCAGCUUCCCCACAGAGAUGUCUGAUAGCAGUACGAGCGAAGAGUCUGUAAAACUAACAAGAAGCUUAACUGAAAAGAGAAAGAACUACGUGCGAAGAGUAUCAUCAAGGGUCGCGUAUUUGGAUCCCAAAAAUGUCAAGAACCUUCGCUUCCGCCAUCAAACGUCCAUUUGCUCCUAUAAAUCGGAAAUAAUAGACAAUCCGUACUCUACGUUCCGUUCAUGGAAAAGCUUCCGAGCGUCGCAAAGUAAUCUGUCGAAGGACAAAAUGGCGGACAUCACAGAUUCGAAAUUCAACCUGACAGAUUCGCGCGGGAACGUGCUGUCAAUGAAAGAUGAUUUGGCGGUUAGCGAUGAUAGCAUAGACAAUCAGAGCAUAGAUGAGAAAACUGGCUGCGUAGAUAUUGGGCUGCCUUUUGAACCUAGAGAGAAGGGCCUAUUUAAUGUCUGCUUAUUGGUCGGUAUGAAUUACAUGACCGGCCAGGCGUACGUGAAGAGCGUUUUUCCGAGUCAGGUGCAGGCACCGCCGCACAUCGAGAACCUGGUGUUCCCGGAGACGCUGUGCGGCGCGCAGUGCGCGGGGGACGCGCAAUCUUCUCAGCGGUAUUCACUCGUACUCACCGACGAGCGCGGGGAACGAAGUUACGGAUAUUGUCGACGAGUGCUACCAGAGGGAGCCACCACUUGUCUUCCGCUCUGCUAUUGUUUAAUAGGGAAAUAUCGAGCGCCCGGUUUCUAUUAUAAGGUAUUACAAGAAAUAGAAUCAUAUCACGGCAACUCGGAGGUAGAAAUAAAUCUACUUCUGCAGCAGCUGUUCGAAAGCGACUUCCCGAAUCCCGGGGAAGAGAUCACGCUGACGUAUCCUCGUAUCAGCGAAGAUCUGACCAAAAACACGAGGAACUCCGUCAACCUCGGAGAGUUAUUGAAAGCAAAGACCCUGCCCGAUACGAAGUACGCAGAUCUCGAUUCAAACGAAAUGAGCAUCGAUUCGAACGCAACGAGUCUGGAUUCGACCGGGACCAGUUUGCAAAGUGUAAGGGGUCUGAUCAAAGUGGAGAGUUUACCGGAGAGCGUGAAGUAUCUACCGGAACUAUACGAUUUGCAAAACAACAACAGUCCAAAGAGGGUAUUGCUGGAUCUGGAAGGACCUAGAAGGAAGACCAUCAAGCGCCCCAUAGAGCCGAGAGUGGACGAGGACAAUUUGUCUAUACUGCUAGAUUCCUUCGGUGCUGGGCUGGUGAUAAAGGUGUUUGGUUCGUUGCUGCUCGAGAGGAAGGUCGUCAUCAUGGGCAAUCAGUUGAGCGUGGUAUCGUCAUGCAUGGAGGCACUUCAGGGCGCCCUCUAUCCGUUCGUGUGGCAGCAACCUCUCAUCUCCACGAUCCCGGCGGAAAUACAGCGAGACGUGCUAGAGGCGCCGCUCCCCAUACUUGCUGGUAUGCUGAAGGCGGAAGGUGACGGUGAUGCUGCCGGGAUUCUGUUCGAAGAGGGAAUGCUGAUAGACCUAACGCAUCCAAACAAAGUUCUCUACUACCAAGGCGACGAGUCCACGAUUCUGCCGACCUCGAGCUACAAAACCCUGAAGACCUCUUUACAAAUGGAGUCGAUAAAGCAGAAGGACAAACAGGACGACACGAAGACGAGGAACGUCAUGAUAUCGGAGGCGUUCUUGAGGUUUUUUGUGGACAUCCUCGGCGACUUCUGGAAGUACUUCGCCGUGCGGGAAGUUAAAGAGGGAGAGAUGGGGAAAAAUGGUGUAGUUUUCGAUAAGGAAGCGUUCGUACGUAAUGCCGCCUCGAAGCAGAAGCAGUACUUCCUGGAGUGGUUCACGGAGAGUGCCAUGUUCAACCACUUCGUGCAGAACAUGGCGGCGUGUUUUCCAGCGCGCCUUCCCAGCGCUGGGCAACUAGUGGACACGCCACUACCAGACUUCUAUGAGUUGUUCCACGAGCGUCUCAGCAGCAGGACCAGUUCGGAACAUAAGUUCACGGACUCCAAGAGCAAUUACAAGAGUGCAGUGAAUAAAAAAGUUAAAAUGUUAAAGACGAAACUUAGAGAGUUGGUGGCUUAG